This is a messenger RNA of Hypoxylon trugodes, 694 nucleotides long. Its product is annotated as ribosomal protein S13. Gene Ontology annotation, biological process: translation. The transcript is spliced from 2 exons. Gene Ontology annotation, cellular component: small ribosomal subunit; mitochondrion; ribosome. Lineage: Eukaryota; Fungi; Ascomycota; Sordariomycetes; Xylariales; Hypoxylaceae. The record is from RefSeq and is a predicted model, not a curated record. Gene Ontology annotation, molecular function: RNA binding; structural constituent of ribosome. The coding region runs from base 90 to 452 and encodes 120 amino acids.
GUGCUUAUAUCGGCCAAGAUGGUAGGUUUCGCUUAGUCUAUUCAUUUUCGCCUACCGUUGCAACUACUAACUCAAUCUAGGUGUUCAUAAUGGGAGUCAACUUCCACGAGAAGAAGUUGGUCAAGAAAGCCCUCGAAAGCUUCUACGGUCUCGGCCCUCAGCUCUCCUCGCGUAUCAUGGCCAAAUACACAAUACAUCCCCUCGCCCGAAUGGGCACAGUACCACCAAAAACAGUCACAGCACUCACAGCCGAACUAUCAACCAUGACGAUAGAAAACGACGCCAGGCGAAUAGUACAGGAUAAUAUUAAACGAUUACGAGAUAUGGGAACGUAUAGAGGAAGGAGACAUGCUAUGGGUCUACCCGUACGUGGACAACGGACGAGGACGCAGAUCGAGACGGCGAAGAAGCUUAAUACGUUGGAGAGAGGAGGACAUAACUCUAAGAUUUAAGAAAAUGGAGAAGAACGGAUUGUAGCGGAACGGAGAAGCUCGCGAUCUACAUUGAUAAUCUCAUUGGAAUCGUCUGCAGAAAUGUGAUUUGCAGCAUAUUAGCUAAAGGCCAUCACUUAGAGGGUAUCCGGAAGACGGACACCUUCGCUAUACGCCAAACUAGGGACACUAUUCCUUUGUAUAUAUAGAUGUAAAAAUUGCAUCAUAGGAAGAAAAAAAGACAUCAACCAACAUUAAAAUAU